This is a messenger RNA of Cicer arietinum (chickpea), 1565 nucleotides long. Lineage: Eukaryota; Viridiplantae; Streptophyta; Magnoliopsida; Fabales; Fabaceae. The record is from RefSeq and is a predicted model, not a curated record.
GAUACUUAACAGGUUUGAGACACAUUACAUGUCACACAUAUGAAAUAUGGGUGCUGCAUAGAUUUGUAUUUGUUUGUUUGUUAUAAGAUGCAUCCUAUAAUCCUAUUUCAUACUCUGAUGAUCCAAGAUGGAUAGAGAAGAGUGUGUGGAUGCGAUCCAGAUUUUUGUUAAAGAAUUUUCACAUGAUGAACUCAUUGCCAAUGCUGCUUACAUUGGCUCUCCUGGAAAAGGUAUCCUUGCUGCUGAUGAAUCUACCGGCACAAUUGGCAAGCGAUUCGCAAGCAUCAGUGUGGAUAAUGUCGAAGCGAACAGGCGUAUUCUUCGCGAGCUCCUAUUCACUGCCCCUGGUUGUCUAGAAUGCCUCAGUGGUGUGAUCUUGUUUGAGGAAACACUGUACCAAAAAACUGCUGCAGGAGAACCCUUUGUAGAGGUAUUGAAGAAAGGUGGAGUUCUUCCUGGUAUUAAGGUUGACAAGGGAACUGUUGAACUUCCUGGUACAAAUGGAGAAACCACAACUCAAGGUUUAGAUGAUCUUGGUCAAAGGUGCAAGAAGUACUAUGAAGCCGGGGCAAGGUUUGCAAAAUGGCGCGCGGUCCUAAAGAUCGGUCCAAACGAACCAUCUCCAUUGUCCAUCCACGAAAACGCCUAUGGUUUAGCUCGUUACGCCGUCAUAUGCCAAGAGAAUGGCCUUGUUCCAAUUGUGGAGCCUGAGAUUCUAGUAGAUGGAUCACACGACAUCCAAACGUGCGCUGAUGUAACCGAGCGCGUCCUCGCAGCGUGUUACAAGGCUCUUAGUGACCACCAUGUUCUUCUUGAAGGCACCCUUUUGAAGCCAAACAUGGUCACACCAGGAUCAGAUUCAGCAAAGGUUGCUCCUGAGGUUAUAGCCGAACACACGGUUCGAGCAUUGUUGCGAACCGUUCCAGCUGCAGUUCCUGCUAUAGUUUUCUUAUCUGGUGGACAGAGUGAAGAGGAAGCAACUGUUAACCUUAAUGCAAUGAACAAACUCAAGGGUAAGAAGCCUUGGUCUCUUACAUUCUCUUAUGGAAGGGCACUUCAACAGAGUACCCUUAAGGCAUGGGGUGGAAAAGAUGAAAAUAUUGCUAAGGCUCAAGCUGCAUUGCUUGUUAGGUGCAAGGCUAAUUCAGAAGCUACACUUGGAAAAUAUCAAGGUGAUGCUAAUCUUGGUGAUGGUGCUUCUGAGUCUCUUCAUGUUAAGGAUUACAAAUAUUAAUGUGUUAAGAGGUUUGAGGUUAUGAAAUUGUAUUUGUUUUGGAGUUGUUUCAUUGUUUGCAUCAAGGUUAUGGUGCUAUUUUGUAGGAUUAAUAGUCUUUUUUUUGGUAAGGUUGGUUAUGAAUAAUGGCUUCAGGCUGAACUGGCUUGAUUGGGAUUUAUUUUUCAACAUGGUUGUGUUUACACAUUUUUCACACAACUUUUUUAUUUUGUGUAAUAAAACAAGAGAAAUUGUUAUGUUUUGUGAAGCAGAAAGUGGUGUGUAAGAAGCAUCAUUUUUCACACUACUUUUAAUUGAGUUUCCUUUAGACCUUACCGCACUUGAUUUUCCA